AUGACAUCGUGGAGAUACAUAGCCGCCCUUUAUGCACGAUUUUUUGGUAUUCCAUUAUUAAGUUUAGGAAUAGUGGGUGAUAUUUUAAAUAUAUAUAUAUUUUCAACAGUAAGUAUGUAUCGUCAAACAGCAUCGACAUUUUAUCUAUUAUGUGCGGUUAUUGCAAAUUUUAUUCAUCUAACAUGUGCAAUGAGUACAAGAAUUCUUAUUGUUGGUUUUGAUAGUGAUUUAACACGUUCGUCUCUUCUAUGGUGUAAAAUUCGUCAAUUUAUUGUUGCAACUUAUGCUCCAUUGGGAUUAACAUUUGGAUCUUUGGCAACUUUUGAUCAAUUUUUGGUGACAUCACGUAAUGCUCGUUUUCGACAAUUUAGUAAUAUUAAAAAUGCUCAUCGAAUUACCAUUGUAAUUAUCAUUAUCUGGCAUGCUCAUAGUAUUCCUUUUCUCAUUUACAAUCAAAUACGAAAUAUGCGUCGAUUAGCUAAGUCUGGUCAAUUAGCCGGUGCUGAUCGUCAAUUAAUUAAAAUGGUUUGUUUACAACUUAUUCUUGUUGUUCUGGCUGCAAUACCUUAUGGAAUUUAUAAUACAUAUAUUUUAUCAACAUCAAAUAAAAGCAAAAAUGCUGAACAAACGGAUCGAGAUUUGUUAUUUUUAACUACUACAAGUUUAUUAGGUCUUUUUAAUUUUGGAGGAAGUUUUUAUGUAUUUCUUGCUGCUUCAAGUCGUUUUCGCCAAAUAGUUCGAGAACAAUUAUUUCGCUGUUGUAAAGUGCGAAAUGAAAUUAACCCUAAUACAAUGUCUUCAGUGAGACAACCAUAA
This is a messenger RNA of Rotaria sp. Silwood2, 816 nucleotides long. The record is from the annotation of a GenBank genome assembly. Lineage: Eukaryota; Metazoa; Rotifera; Eurotatoria; Philodinida; Philodinidae.